This is a messenger RNA of Acanthopagrus latus (yellowfin seabream), 1608 nucleotides long. Its product is annotated as RCC1 and BTB domain-containing protein 1-like. Gene Ontology annotation, molecular function: protein binding. The transcript has 13 exons. The record is from RefSeq and is a predicted model, not a curated record. Bases 1 to 1608 code for a protein of 535 amino acids. NCBI's taxonomy places the organism in Eukaryota, Metazoa, Chordata, Actinopteri, Spariformes, Sparidae.
AUGGUGGACGUCAGCAAGUGGCCCUUGUUCUCUCUGCUGAGCACUGAGGAGCUGGCCACAAUCCGACAGGCCUGUGUCUUUGGAACGUCCGCUAACGAAGCCAUCUACAUCACGCAUAGCAGCGAGGUAUUUGCGUUUGGGUUGAACAACAGUAGCUGCCUCGGCACAGGAGACAGUCUGAGCACCAUUGUGCCAAAGAAACUGGACUUCCUGCGGGGGAAAAAGGUCAUCAGCCUGAGCUACGGCAGCGGGCCCCAUAUCCUAUUGGCUACUGAUGAUGGACAGAUGUUUGCUUGGGGGCACAAUGGCUACAGUCAGGUGGGGAAUGGCACCACCAAUCAGGGACUGUCCCCGGUGCUGGUCACCGCUAACCUACAGAACAAGAAAGUGAGAGAAGUGGCGUGUGGCUCGCAUCACUCCAUGGCCCUCACUCACGAUGGAGAGGUCUUUGCAUGGGGUUAUAAUAACUGUGGCCAGAUUGGUUCAGGCUCGACAGCCAACCAGCCCUACCCCAGGAAAGUCACCGGCUGCCUGCAGGGUAAGACUUCAGUGGGCAUCACCUGUGGACAGACCUCCUCCAUGGCUGUGAUCGAGAAUGGAGAGGUUUAUGGCUGGGGCUAUAAUGGUAAUGGUCAGCUGGGUAUUGGUAACAAUGGAAACCAGCUGACACCCUGCCGCCUCACUGGUCUGCAAGGGCUGUGCAUUCAACAGAUUGUGUCCGGCUAUGGCCACUGCCUGGCACUAACAGACGAGGGGCUGUUGUACGCCUGGGGAGCAAACACCUACGGCCAGCUGGGAACUGGCAACAAGAGCAACCACCUCAGCCCCGUUCAGAUCAUGGCUGACAAAGAGAGGGUUGUAGAGGUUGCAGCUUGCCAUUCAACACACACCUCGGCAGCCAAGACGCAAAAUGGACAGGUGUAUAUGUGGGGUCAAUGCAGGGGUCAGUCCAUCGUCAUUCCACACCUCACGCACUUUACCAACACCGACGAUGUCUUCGCCUGCUUCGCCACGCCCUCCGUCAUGUGGAGGCUCAUGUCUGUGGAGCCCGACGACUUCCUGACUGUCGCCGAGGCUCUGAGGAAGGAGUUCGACAGUCCAGAAACGGCCGACCUGAAGUUCAGCGUUGACAGCAAAUACAUUCACGUGCACAAAGCUGUGCUGAAGAUCAGGUGUGAACAUUUCCGGUCCAUGUUUCGCUCCCAGUGGACGGAGGAUCAGCAGGAGGUGAUCGAGAUCGGCCAGUUCUCGUACCCUGUCUACAGGUCCUUCCUGCAGUUUCUCUACACAGACACUGUUGACCUUCCACCGGAGGAUGCCAUUGGCCUGCUGGACCUGGCCACCUCUUACUGUGAAAACCGCCUGAAGCGUCUGUGUCAGCAGAUCAUCAAGAGAGGAAUCACUGUGGACAACGCCUUCACCCUGCUGUCUGCUGCCAUACGAUAUGACGCGGAGCUGAAGCAGGAGCAACUGUAUGACAACAACAGUGGCAACGACAUUGUGAUCAAUUUCAGAGUGACUCAGACUGGAGCCUUCUGGCAGGUGGAUGGAGCGAUGCUCAAGGAGUUUAUCAGCAGAGCGAGCCGCUGUGGAGCCUUCAAGAACUGA